UCUUCAUAUUGAGAAUUGAACAAAAUAAAUUAGAAGAAAGAAAAUGGCAAAAAGAGAGGUUUUAAGCUUACUAAUAUUGAAUCUUGUUAUUGUGUUAAGUUUGUCAAAUGUUGCUCUUGGCUAUAGAACUGGUGGUCUUCGUGCUUUCUACUUCGUACAACAGUGGUUAGGAUCAUAUUGCAAUCAAAGAGGGACAAGAUGUUGUUACCCUCCAACUGGGAAGACUAAGCCAGACUUUACAAUUUAUGGGCUUUGGCCUUAUUACAAUGACGGUAGCUUUCCCUACAAUUGUGGUGAUGAUAAUUACGAUGUUGGUCGGAUUAAGUACAUGGAAAAGAGGCUACAACAAUCCUGGCCAAGCUUCACAUGCCCACAAAUAGGAAGAAAAUUUUGGGUGCACCUAUGGAAUAAACAUGGAACUUGCACCAAAUCCAUCUUAGGUGAGCUCGAUUAUUUUGAGGGUGCCUUAUUAUUGAAGAACAAAGCCAACAUCUUCCAAGCCCUUGCAAAAGCAGGAAUUAAACCCGAUAACAAAUUUUACCCUCUUAAAUCCAUCAAGAAAGCCAUAGCACGAGCCAUUGGGUUUCAUCCUUGGAUUGUAUGUAAUACAAAUGCACAAGGUCACAAACAAAUUUGGCAGGUCACUUUAUGUGCAGAUAAGACUGCAAAGAAGCUCAUCAAAUGUCCUUAUAUUCCUAGUGGACGUGGUAAUUGUCCCACAAGAAUCCAAUUUCCAUCCUAUUAUUAGUAUUUUUCAUGUAAUAAUGUUUGGAUGAUUUUAUAAUGAUUGACUUUCAAAGUAAGUAUACGUCGUCUUUUAAUGUGGAAUGUGUUUCAAUGUAAGUAUACGUCGUCUUUUAACGUGGAAUGUGUUUCAAUGAUUGGAAUAUGAGCAGUAAGCUAUACUCUUAUCCAAAUUUUCAUUUAGUUGC
Molecule: messenger RNA, 932 nt
Organism: Amaranthus tricolor (Joseph's coat)
Lineage: Eukaryota; Viridiplantae; Streptophyta; Magnoliopsida; Caryophyllales; Amaranthaceae
Product: ribonuclease 3-like
Exons: 3
Coding region: 44-748 (234 amino acids)
Biological process (GO): RNA catabolic process
Cellular component (GO): extracellular region
Molecular function (GO): RNA binding; ribonuclease T2 activity
Source: RefSeq, a predicted model, not a curated record